CUUUUAUUUUGCUUCCGCCGUAACGCAUUUCUUUCCGGCGUGGUUGCGCUCAGGUCUUUUCCUCAGACCUGAAUCAACAUGGGUCGCGUCAGAACAAAGACGGUGAAGAAGGCCGCCCGGGUCAUCAUUGAGAAAUACUACACCCGACUGGGCAACGACUUCCAUGUGAACAAGAGGGUGUGUGAGGAGAUCGCCAUCAUCCCCAGCAAACCUCUGCGCAACAAGAUAGCCGGAUAUGUGACCCAUCUGAUGAAGAGAAUCCAGAGGGGUCCAGUCAGAGGCAUCUCCAUCAAGCUCCAGGAAGAGGAGAGGGAGAGGAGAGAUAACUACGUCCCUGAGGUCUCAGCUCUGGAUCAGGAGAUCAUCGAAGUGGAUCCUGAUACCAAGGAAAUGCUGAGGAUGCUGGACUUCGGCAGCCUCCCCAAUCUGCAGGUUACCCAGCCCACCAUUGGAAUGAACUUCAGAACUCCCAGAGUCUAGAUUUCUCCACUUCAUACAGGAAUAAAAUUGGGAUAAAAAGAGACUGUUUUUAGUCGUGAUUUGCAAAAAAGGAACUAUUGCGUUUUGGUAAACGUGGAGUUUGGAGAAAAGUUGAACUUCUUUAAAUUGAGCACUGCCUACAGCUUCUGUGUGGCAGAUUAUUACCGUCCCUAUUCACAUUCCUGACUCCACUACUGACUAUAACUCACUCAUAUUGUGAAUUAAGUACAUUUAAAGUAAACGUUUAAAGACCUACUCAUAAAUUGGAACUGUUAACCAGAUUAACUGAAACUGUAAGACCACAUCCAGUCUGGACGCAGCUACAGCAUUUCUAAUGCUGAACAAAGCACCAUUAUAUUCUUAGCAUUUUAAUCAACAGGUAGAAAAAAAGAACAACAGCUGUCACUUUUAACUUGUAUGCAGAAACGUUUAUUGUUCUGCUGCUCUUAAGCUUUUUUCCCCUAAUAAAAGGUAAAUUUGGAAA
Molecule: messenger RNA, 964 nt
Organism: Colossoma macropomum (tambaqui)
Lineage: Eukaryota; Metazoa; Chordata; Actinopteri; Characiformes; Serrasalmidae
Gene: rps17
Product: ribosomal protein S17
Exons: 5
Coding region: 79-480 (133 amino acids)
Biological process (GO): translation
Cellular component (GO): ribosome
Molecular function (GO): structural constituent of ribosome
Source: RefSeq, a predicted model, not a curated record